Messenger RNA from Phragmites australis (common reed), 1422 nucleotides. RefSeq lists its product as uncharacterized. The coding region runs from base 251 to 1207 and encodes 318 amino acids. The record is from RefSeq and is a predicted model, not a curated record. NCBI's taxonomy places the organism in Eukaryota, Viridiplantae, Streptophyta, Magnoliopsida, Poales, Poaceae. The transcript has a single exon.
CACUAACACAUCACUGCUGAUCCACACAUGCAAACACGUCUAAAUCCAAAGUAAACUAAGGAUACUCUUCAAACCUUCGGAACACUCUAGACACCCUCCAAACCUUCUUAAAACCCCACGUUCCCAUCAGCCUUUCAACCUUCAAAGUUCAAACCCUCUCUCUCCACGCCACCACCAACAUCUUCCCUCUUCACGUACCGUACCACUUGCACUGGUGCACGCAAAGCCACAGCGCGGCAAAGCGCGCGCCAUGGGCACUCUCGUCGGGCACGUCGCGCCGGGCGCCGGCUUCCUCCUCAUCGGACUGUGGCAGCUGUUCAGCCACAUCCGCCUGUUCUUGCUGCGGCCGAGCUCCUACGCGGCGCCGGUCUGGUUCCCUGUGCGGGGCGUCCGCCACCUCGAGCUCAUACUGAUCAUCGUCGGCACGGUGAUCUCUAUCCUGAUGGAGCUGGUCAUCGGCCCCGCGAAGCACCAGCCGUUCGACGACGACGGCACCAUCCCGUCCGACCACCUUCACAACUUCGAGCACGCGUCCAUCUCGCUGGCGCUCCUCCUGUUUGCGGCCGUCACCAUCCACCUGGACAGGGUCCGGGCGCCCAUGCGGGACGCGGUGUCGCAGCUUGUCGCCGCGGCGGCGUUCGCGCAGCAGCUGCUCAUCUUCCACCUCCACUCGGCGGACCACAUGGGCGUGGAGGGGCAGUUCCACUGGCUGCUGCAGACGGUCAUCGCCGUCACGCUCGCCACCACGCUGCUCGGGAUCCCCUACCCGCGGAGCUUCCUGGUGAGCCUGGUCCGGUCGGCGACCCUCGUGUUCCAGGGCGUCUGGUUCAUCGUCAUGGGCGUCAUGCUCUGGACGCCCGCGCUCAUCCCCAAGGGCUGCUUCCUCAACUUCGAGGAAGGCCACGAAGUCGUCCGGUGCCGCACCGACGAGGCGCUCGACCGCGCCAAGUCUCUCGUCAACCUGCAGUUCAGCUGGUACCUGACCGGCACCGUGGUGUUCGUCGUCGUGUUCUACCUUCAGAUGGCCAAGCUCUACCCGGAGGAGCCGCGGUACGUGCCGCUGGUGAACGGAGGAGGCGGCGGCAGCGAUGGCGACGGCCGGUUCAGCAUCGGAGACGACCACGACGACGAGGACGACCUCGAGGCCGCGAAACGUGGCUUCGGACACGUGCUCAGCGACACAAAGCCUAUUGAAAUCGAGAGGUGAGGGCGUAUCUCAGUACCGUAAGGUUAGGAUUGUUCGUGUGAUUACGAUGGACUCUGAAUUCCUACAUGUAAAUUUUAGCUAUUUUUCUUAGACCUUCUUAGGGAUUGGUGUGGCGAGUGACCGUGACCUUACCCGUAAUUCAGGGUAAAUUCCGUGCUUGGUCAUUCAAUUUGUUUUUUAAGCAUGUCUGAUAAUUAAGGGUUUAAUGGCUUCAA